CCUAUGUUUUGUAAAUGUCCAAAGAUGAUGAUGAUCGGCGAAGUCCCCACUAGACCAAAUCCCACCAUCCAAAUUCCCCCAUGGGACCCAUAUGAUGAUCCGGCGGCUAUCCUGUCUCCUUCCUACCACGGCAUCAACCCUUCCGUCAACUUCAACGGCAAUGAAAAUGGUCUGGAUUCUCUGAUGGCUUUCCACCGGUACCUGCCGUCAAACGAGUUCAUUUCUACCAAAGAGUCGGACUCAUUGAGUGAUGACUUGGACUUGCCGGUGGAUGCGUAUUCGUGCGAUUUCUUUCGCAUGUACGAAUUCAAAGUACGGAGGUGCGCACGUGGCAGGUCACAUGACUGGACAGAGUGUCCGUACGCCCAUCCGGGAGAGAAGGCCAGGAGACGUGACCCGAGAAAGUACCACUAUUCGGGUACGGCAUGUCCCGACUAUCGCAAAGGCGGGUGCAAAAAAGGCGACUCUUGCGAAUUUGCUCAUGGAGUGUUCGAGUGCUGGCUCCACCCAGCCAGGUAUCGGACUCAGCCAUGCAAGGAUGGUUCGGGUUGCUCCCGCCGCGUUUGUUUCUUUGCUCAUACACCCGAACAGCUUCGUGUUUUGCCACAGCAGAGCCCCAAGGGGAAUCCAAAUGUGUCGACUGAUUUUGAUUAUGGGUCUCCUAUUCGCCGCCGUUUUGAUUUUGACUCGUAUGGUGGUGGCUCGUUUGUUUCUUCACCGACUUCUAUUUUGACAUCGCCUCCUGUUUCUCCGCCUUCUGACUCGCCACCAACCUCGCCGAGUUAUGACGGAUCGUUUAACUCUGUGAGUGAAGUCGUGGGUUCCAUGCGAGGCUUGCAGAUUGGGAAGGUUAAAAUGGGUAAAGCUUCUGCUUGGGGUUUACAAAUGGGUCCCGGUUACUUGUCGCCCCGUGGUUCAAUGCUUAAACCCGGUUUUUAUAGCCUUCCUUCAACUCCGACCCAGACCCGGGUUCGUUCCGGACCCAGUCAAUUCGAUCUCUGGGAAAGUCCCUGCCAAGAAGAGCCAUCCAUGGAAAGGGUCGAAUCUGGAAGAGACUUGAGGGCAAAGAUUUAUGCUAAACUGAGUAAGGAUAAUUCUCUUGAUCGAGUUGACUCGGCCUCGUCAGCUCCUGAUGUUGGGUGGAUAUCGGAACUGGUGAAGUGAAUCUGUAUAGAUUCAUUUCCGUUUUGAUUGAAUUUUUGUUGGCUAAUUUCGGAAAUCGUGAUAAUCGGCGGCCUUUGUUCUUCUGUCUUUGUGAAUAUGCAGUUGGAUUUUGGAUAUUGCUGUGUAAAUAUCCUGACAGCUUGAGAGGAUGUUAAUUCUCCAUUUUGUGGUGCUUUUAAUUUUGGUUAAGAAAGAUUGCAACUUUUGUACAGGGAAGGAUUUGUCAGGCUGCCGAAGAACGGAUGGCGGUUUGUUUUAUUAUUUCAUCUUUGAAUUGUAUUUUCUUUGGACAUUAUGUCUAAUUUUCUCGGAAAAAUAUUGUCGAUUGUAUGUUUA
This is a messenger RNA of Pistacia vera, 1500 nucleotides long. RefSeq names its product zinc finger CCCH domain-containing protein 20-like. NCBI's taxonomy places the organism in Eukaryota, Viridiplantae, Streptophyta, Magnoliopsida, Sapindales, Anacardiaceae. Bases 4 to 1164 code for a protein of 386 amino acids. The record is from RefSeq and is a predicted model, not a curated record. The transcript has a single exon. Gene Ontology annotation, molecular function: metal ion binding.